Messenger RNA from Corylus avellana, 1350 nucleotides. It is a transcript of the gene APG5, whose product is annotated as autophagy protein Apg5 family. The record is from RefSeq and is a predicted model, not a curated record. Gene Ontology annotation, cellular component: phagophore assembly site membrane; cytoplasm; Atg12-Atg5-Atg16 complex. Lineage: Eukaryota; Viridiplantae; Streptophyta; Magnoliopsida; Fagales; Betulaceae. Gene Ontology annotation, biological process: piecemeal microautophagy of the nucleus; autophagy of mitochondrion; cellular response to nitrogen starvation. Gene Ontology annotation, molecular function: Atg8-family ligase activity.
CAAAUUCAGCGAUCUACUAGGCCGGGCCUACAUACCAAGAGAAGCGUGAGCGGAAGGAGUCUCCGGGGCCAUUGUCCGCUAAACCCAGUGGUGUCGGGGCUGAUGAGAAAGUGAGAUAUGAUGGAAGCACGAAAGUACGUAUGGGAAGGGGCGAUUCCGCUUCAGAUUCAUCUCCAUGAAUCCGAAGUCACCACUCUCCCUCCUCCUCUCCCUGCCCUGAUCUUAGCCCCUCGAAUAGGGUACCUGCCAUUGUUGGUUCCUCAUAUAAAGCCUCAUUUUAGUAGCACGCUUCCUCCUGGGAUCGAUACCGUUUGGUUCGACUACAAAGGCUUGCCCCUCAAAUGGUACAUACCAACUGGAAUUCUUUUUGAUCUUCUAUGCGCGGAACCUGAAAGACCUUGGAAUUUGACAGUACAUUUUAGAGGAUAUCCCGGAAAUAUAUUGAUUCCCUGUGAAGGUGAAGAUAGUGUAAAAUGGAGCUUUAUUAAUUCAUUGAAGGAGGCAGCAUAUAUAAUCAAUGGAAACUGCAAAAGUGUCAUGAACAUGUCUCAACCUGAUCAGGUGGAGCUCUGGCGCUCUGUUAUAAACGCAGGUAAUUUGGAAGCCUACAUACGGGUAUCGUCUAAGCUUAAGCUUGGAACAGUUGGAGAUGAAUAUGCAGCUGAUUUGUAUUCAUCCUCAUUGAAUUCUCGGCAAAGUAUUGGUGACACAGAUAGUACUGGACAAGUCAAGACAGGUAGAGUUCCCAUUCGAUUGUACGUUUGGAGUGUCAAUGAGGAUUUUGAUGAUCUAGAAGAUGCUCCUCAAAUUGAUAGUUGGGACAAAAUCUCUUACAUAAACCGACCGGUUGAGAUCCAUGGAGAAGAAGGUAAAUGCUUCACAUUACUUGAUGCUGUAAAAAGUCUUCUACCAGAAUAUUUUCCAUACAAAUCCUUAAACAAUGAGGAAUCAUCCAGAGAAGAAGAUAAGGAUGAAGAGAAAGUUCCUUCAGAAAAUUUGAGUGAACACGUGGAGUCUUGUUACUCGUCUGAUGAUGCUGAAGUGAAGCUUGUUCGCAUCCAAGGCAUUGAACCCAAAUUAGAAAUACCCUUCUCUUGGGUGGUCAACAACUUGGUCAACCCUGAGCACUUUCUUCAUCUUUGUGUGUGCCUGAAACUUCCACAAGUUAAAAUACCAUCAGAUACAUAACCUUUAUACCUUCGACCUCUUACAAUAGGGAGAGGUGCCACUUGGCUACAAAAGCCUAUGUUGGUGGUGAUCUCAAAAGCAGUUGAUUUUUUUUUUUAAAAAAAAAUAUUGUAUAGAAUUGCUCAGUUGCAUUAUCAAUGUACUAUUAACCAUUCAUUUCUU